AUGAAUGCAAAGGAAUCGCUGGAGUUUGGAACCAAUAUUGUUGGUGGAGUCAAGCCUGGAGUAGAGGGAGAACACCUGGGUUUACCUGUGCUGCCCACUGUCAGAGCAGCUGUGGAGAAGCUCAAGCCCGACGCCAGCGCCAUCUACGUCCCAGGCAAUGGCACGGUCACGGCUAUGGAGGAAGCGAUUGAGAACGAAAUUCCCCUAAUUGUCGCCGUCGCCGAACACAUACCGGUCCACGAUAUCUUGAGAAUACAUCAAAUGCUCCGAACUCAGUCGAAGACGAGGCUGGUGGGCGCAAACUGUCCCGGCAUUAUUAACGUGCAUGGCCGAUGUCGGUUAGGCUUUCAGCCUCUGCCGUUCUUCACCGAAGGCAAAGUCGGUAUCAUUGCGAAGUCCGGCACACUGAGCUACGAAGCGGUUGCUUCUACGACACGAGCAGGAUUGGGCCAGACAUAUGGGAUUAGCAUGGGCGGCGACGUUCUUGCAGGGACCACCUUCACCGAAGCUUUCCAAGUAUUGGUAGAAGACGAGGACACCGAAGGCAUCAUAAUGAUAGGCGAGGUCGGCGGCAGCGCGGAACUAAGGGCGGCAGAGUGGAUCAAAGAUUACAAUAGGCGGACAGCAAACCCGAAGCCUUUCAUGUCUGUCAUAGGAGGUAUCGAGGCGCCGCCUGGUCGUAUCAUGGGCCAUGCUGGGGCGUGGGCAGCCCCUGGGGAAGCGACUGCAGCCCAGAAGAUUAGAAUCCUGGAAGACGCUGGUGUGACAGUUGUCGAUCACCCAGAGAAACUCGGCGAAGGCAUGAAGAAAUUACUGGCCGAGAGGACGACAUCGACUCCACGGACGCCCUGGAGUUCGGGUGCAUCACAAAGGAGAGACUUUCAUACGAUGCGGACACGACCGAGGCCGCAAGAAGGAAAAGCAAGCCCCUCACAGAAGCGUACUUUAUACGUCAAAGCCUCGCAAGCGUUCGACAUGCUAAAUGCGAGAGGCAUACCGACGGUCGAAGUACCUACAGGACUUCCCGAGAGAUUUAUCGCCGUCUCAAUUGACCGAGAGGCGCGGCAACCAUGCAUCAUCGCGUCGCCCACAACGAAUCCCGAAGAAGCAUUCGCAAAAUCCAAGAAAUUCCCCUUCGCGUACGGCACGGAUGAGGCGCUCUCGGAUUCCAUGCUUGAAAUAGUCUCAGCGCACCUGGGUGUCUCUGGCAGCGGUCAACAUGCCUUGCGCAGAUUGAUCGCUGAGUUGGUCGACAUCUUCAUGUCCAAGGAAGCGUUUGUAGUUCAGACCCAGAUUGUGGUCGACGACAAAGGAGGUCUGCAAGUGCAGAGAGCCAAAUUCGGAUUCGACGAUGCCGCUUUCCGGAGUUCCGGCCGCCAGGCGGAGGUCCAUGCCCUGAGAGACAUCAAAAGCGAGGUCCGCCAGGAAGUCGAGGCGGAAAAGGAAGGCAUGAUAUACGUCAAGCUCGCGGGAGAAGGCACUCUAGGUACGAUAGUCAAUGGCGCCGGGUUGGCCAUGAACACUGUCGACGCACUGGUUGCCCGAGGUGGUCAUCCGGCAAAUUUCAUGGACACGGGUGGGAAGGCCACUUCGGAAACCAUCAAGGCCGGCUUCAGGAUCGUGACAUCAGAUCCUCGAGUCAAGUGUAUCUUUGUCAAUAUCUUCGGCGGGUUGACUCUGGGCGACAUGAUCGCGCGGGGAAUCCUGUUGGCCUUCAAAGACCUCAACCUGCAAGUACCUGUGGUGGUACGGAUCCGAGGUACGCGCGAGGCUGAGGGCCAGAAGCUCAUUCGAGAAAGUGGUCUCAAGCUGGACGCAUACGACUCCUUUGACGAAGCGGCCGCUCGCGCAAUUGCACUAGCUAACGGAACGGCAAAGAUGGAGUGA
Molecule: messenger RNA, 1887 nt
Organism: Cladophialophora carrionii CBS 160.54
Lineage: Eukaryota; Fungi; Ascomycota; Eurotiomycetes; Chaetothyriales; Herpotrichiellaceae
Exons: 2
Coding region: 1-1887 (628 amino acids)
Biological process (GO): tricarboxylic acid cycle
Cellular component (GO): succinate-CoA ligase complex (ADP-forming); mitochondrion
Molecular function (GO): succinate-CoA ligase (ADP-forming) activity; succinate-CoA ligase (GDP-forming) activity
Source: RefSeq, a predicted model, not a curated record